AUGAAGACUUCGGUGGCAGUGAAUCCAUCCAUUCGCUUUCGCGAACUCACCAAGGAAAUUAACAGUUUAACCAAUUUUUUAGGUGUUGAUGUUAUGGCGCCUAUUUUGAAGUUUAAUUAUCGCACCGGGACCACGAUCUUUGCGAUUGUUAGUUAUACGGCCUUUGCUGUAUUUUCCGUAGUCAAUAAUGGCGGCGAUUUGGUUGAAAGCCUAAAGGCCAGCUCAAUGUUAGGUGGCCUGUUUCAUGGGCUUGGAAAGUUCCUAACGUGUUUGUUGAAGCAGAAGAACAUGAGGAAUCUCACUCUUUUUACAAGGAGCAUCUACGAGGAGUAUGAGGAAAGGGGAAUGUCGUAUCGUACAGCUCUGAACACAAACAUUGAUAAGCUAAUCAGCUUAAUACGAGUUAUUCGCAAUGGAUAUUUUAUUACCUUUUUUAUAAUGACUUUUCUGCCCCUGGCAAGGCUUUUUUACGACGGAACCAGGGUCACAGCGAUGCAGUACGUAAUCCCUGGUGUUCCGCUGGAAAGUAAUAUUGGAUACACAGUCACCUAUUUCGUUCAAUUGAUCUCAAUGGUCGUUACUGCCGUUGGAUUUUAUGGUGGAGACUUGUUUGUCUUUCUCGGAUUAACUCAGAUCCUGACAUUUGCCGAUUUGAUGCAGAUUAAAAUAGACGAGCUUAAUGAGUCCCUGGAAGAAAAAGCACAAUCUAGAGCUCUGUUACCAGUGGGUUUUCAGAUUAAAGGGGAAGAGAAGCGACAUCAUUUGCUAUUAGAAAUUAUAAAAUGGCAUCAACUAUUUACCGACUACUGUCGCACUGUAAACGCCAUAUACCAUGAAUUGAUUGCCACUCAGGUUUUAACCAUGGGAAUAUCAAUGAUGAUCAGUUUCAGCAUUAAUUUGUCUGGCUUUAACCUAUCCCUGGCCAUCUUCUUUGUAAUAUCAGCCUACAGCAUGUCCAUCUACUGCUUUCUGGGGACCAAACUUGAAUUUGGAUAUGAUCAGAUCUACGAGAGCAUCUGUAAUGUGGCUUGGUAUGAGUUGAAUGCCGAUCAGAGGAAGCUCUUUGGCGUAAUGCUGCGGGAGUCUCAGCAUCCACCAACUAUUAAGAUACUUGGUAUUAUGUCGCUAUCUGUUAAGACGGCUUUGCAGAUUGUUAAACUCAUGUAUAGUGUAUCCAUGAUGAUGAUGAAUCGUUCUUAA
Messenger RNA from Drosophila serrata, 1200 nucleotides. Its product is annotated as putative odorant receptor 83c. Gene Ontology annotation, cellular component: plasma membrane. Gene Ontology annotation, molecular function: olfactory receptor activity; odorant binding. NCBI's taxonomy places the organism in Eukaryota, Metazoa, Arthropoda, Insecta, Diptera, Drosophilidae. The record is from RefSeq and is a predicted model, not a curated record. Gene Ontology annotation, biological process: detection of chemical stimulus involved in sensory perception of smell; sensory perception of smell.